Messenger RNA from Cheilinus undulatus (humphead wrasse), 879 nucleotides. RefSeq names its product thioredoxin-like 4A (gene txnl4a). Lineage: Eukaryota; Metazoa; Chordata; Actinopteri; Labriformes; Labridae. The transcript is spliced from 4 exons. The record is from RefSeq and is a predicted model, not a curated record. Gene Ontology annotation, biological process: mRNA splicing, via spliceosome. Gene Ontology annotation, cellular component: spliceosomal complex; U5 snRNP; U4/U6 x U5 tri-snRNP complex. Bases 165 to 593 code for a protein of 142 amino acids.
GUUUAUGACGUAGGGGAAACAAGGAAAACGUUUUCGUUCAGGUCCAUGAGCAGCCGUCUUUACUGGAAUUAGAAGAAUCUUCUGGUAACCAACAUCUGCAAGUUAUCUUAACGGCAGACGCCGUUUCCGUUUUUACGCUUGGGAAGUGAGACAAAGAUUUGAGCAUGUCGUACAUGCUACCACAUCUCCAUAAUGGCUGGCAGGUGGACCAAGCCAUCCUCUCAGAGGAGGACCGGGUCCUGGUGAUCCGCUUCGGACACGACUGGGACCCAACGUGUAUGAAAAUGGACGAAGUUCUCUACAGCAUCGCUGAAAAGGUCAAGAAUUUUGCCGUCAUCUAUCUGGUGGAUAUCACAGAAGUACCUGACUUCAACAAGAUGUACGAGUUGUAUGACCCCUGCACGGUCAUGUUCUUUUUCAGGAACAAGCACAUCAUGAUUGAUCUGGGGACUGGAAACAACAACAAGAUAAACUGGACAAUGGAGGACAAGCAGGAGAUGAUUGACAUUAUUGAAACCGUUUACCGCGGUGCAAGAAAAGGAAGAGGUCUCGUGGUGUCCCCAAAGGAUUAUUCUACAAAAUACAGAUACUGAUUUUUUUUUCUUCCUCUCCAGUUUUCAUCUUUUUCUUCAUAUUUGUGACGCAACAGAGACUAAACAUGCAGGAAGCAAGGAAGCUUUUCUAUUCUUUUUACAUGCUUGUUUUCCAGGCAUCCAGUGCAACAUGACAGUGUUCUUUUUAUUCAUCGAUCAUUGUUGUAUUGCAUUGUGCCAUUUAUAAAUGUGUGUGAACAUAUUUAGUUGUUUUAAACUCAGUGUUGAAAUGGUGUAAUAAAGAUGGUUGCAUAUUUAAUAUAGAGUAAUGCUGUAGGUCCUUAAA